Molecule: messenger RNA, 2801 nt
Organism: Lycium barbarum (goji berry)
Lineage: Eukaryota; Viridiplantae; Streptophyta; Magnoliopsida; Solanales; Solanaceae
Product: receptor-like protein EIX1
Exons: 1
Coding region: 712-2619 (635 amino acids)
Molecular function (GO): protein binding
Source: RefSeq, a predicted model, not a curated record
GUGUGACAUUAUAUUUUUUUCUCCUUCUUGGUGUUAUUUUAGAUGGAUUUUCCUGUGUGCAAACUAGUGCUAUGUAUUCAGGAAUUCAUUGCAUUGAGAGUGAAAAAAAUGCUCUUAUAAAGUUCAAGCAUGGUUUCAAGAAUCCAUCACAGAGCAUGUUGUCUUGGAUGCUCGAGGAGAACUGCUGCAGCUGAAAAGGUGUUGAAUGCGACAACACAACCGGGCACGUCAUCACUCUUGAUCUGCGCAAGCAAUUGUUGCAAGGUGAGUCCGGGAUUUCUUUGCCUGACUUACCCUAUUUAAGACACUUAGACCUGAGCCAAAAUGAUUUCCGCGGGGCACAGAUUCCUGAGUUUAUUUCCACUUUCAAGAACCUAGAGUAUCUCAAUUUGUCAAGUUCCAAGUUUGGAGGAACAAUUCUUGAACAUCUUGGGAAUCUGUCACGCUUGCAGUUUCUUGAUCUCAGUGGUGAUUCUUCACUCCGGGUCAAUAACCUUCAAUGGCUUCAGCACCUCUUCUCUAUGAAGAUUCUUGACUUAAGUGAUGUUGACAUGAGCAGCGCGAAAAACUGGCUACAUGACAUCAAUUUGCUAACUUCUCUCUCAGAAUUACGUUUGUCUGCUUGUCAGCUUGCUACACUUUCUAAAUCGCUUCCCGCUUUUGUGAAUUUCACAUCCUUACAAAUUCUUGACCUCUCAUUAAACCAUUUUUAUGGUCCUAUUCCUAGCUGGUUGUUCAAUACAAGCCACAGUCUUGUUCAUCUUAAUCUCACAAGAAGUGAGCUGGGUGGUUUACUUCCAAAUGCCUUUUGGCAACAUGCGUUCACUUAGAACUCUUGAUCUUUCUGGGAACUCUUUCGUACGCAACCUUCCACAUUCCCUAGAGAAUAUGAGUUCAGUUACCUUUCUUAAUCUCUCAAGAAACUCCUUUACGGGCAAUUUACCACCAACCCUGCCAUCAAAGCUGAAAUACUUGGAUUUUUCUGAUAAUCUAAUGGAGGGUCCUUUAGCGAGAAGCAUCACACAACUUAAGCAAUUAGUUGUCCUCGAUGUUGCUGGGAACUCUUUCAAUGACUCGAUUACAGAACAUUUCUUGAAUUUCACUGACUUGAGAGUGUUAGAUUUGUCAUCCAACUCAUUUAUCCUCUAUCUAAGUGAAAAUUGGAGGCCUCGCUUUCAACUUGACUUUAUAAGCCUGCAGUCUUGCGGACUAGGUACACAGUUUCCCCAGUGGAUUCAGACACAAAAGGAGUUGUCAUUUAUUGAUAUCUCUCGUGCUAACAUCUUAGGUGAAGUGCCUGAUUGGUUCUGGAAUCUUUCUGCGAAGACAUAUCACAUAGACCUUUCGCAAAACAAUUUCACAGGGGAAGUGCCUGAAUUGACAGAAAGAGUUAAUCUUACAAAAUUGGACCUGAGUGAAAAUAAUUUUCAUGGUCCUUUGCCUCAUUUUUCACCCAAGAUGAUGAACUUGAUUUUGGCAAAGAAUCUCUUUAAUGGUACUAUUGCUCCUGUAUGUGAAUCACUUGUCAUGAAUAAUUCUCUCGGUCUUCUAGACCUAUCUUCAAAUUCACUAUCAGGACAACUUUCAGACUGUUGGAGCUAUGGGAAUAAUCUGGAAUUAUUGAAUUUAGCCCACAAUAACCUAUCCAGGGAGAUACCUCAUUCAAUCGGAGAUCUUGCUAAACUCUUGAAUCUGAAAUUGCGGGACAACAUUUUCUCCAAAAAUCUGCCUUCAUCAUUGAAGAAGAUAGCUGGACUAAAAAUUCUUGAUGUUUCUGAAAAUAGUUUAUCUGGAAAUAUAUCACCUUGGUUAGGGGAGAGUUUAAAUACUUUAGAGAUUCUUGUAUUAAGCAGAAACAAGUUUGGCGGAAAUAUUCCCUCGCAGAUUUGCCAGCUUAAAUACCUGUAUAUGCUGGACCUUAGUUCCAACGCUCUAUCAGGAGCUAUUCCAAGGUGUUUUGAAAAUCUCCGCACCAUGUCCGAGGUAUAUGGUCCCUAUGCAGAUUACUGGAAGUUCGUGGCAAUUGAUCUAGCGGAGAACCAUUUAUCAGGGGAAAUUCCCAUGGAAAUCACCAGCCUUACUGCACUGAGGUCUCUGAAUUUAUCUAGAAAUAAUUUCACAGGAGCAAUUCCACGUGACAUUGGCAACUUGCUAAUGUUGGAAUCUCUCGAUCUUUCCAGGAACAAGCUGUCAUGCUCCUUUCCUCCCAGUAUCGCAGAACUUCUCAAUCUUCAGGUUGUGAAUUUUUCUUUCAAUUAUUUGACAGGAAAAAUUCCAUCUGGACGUCAAUUCGAUACCUUCAAGAAGAAUUCUUAUGUUGAGAAUCCAAACUUGUGUGGGUUCCCAGUCUCACGAGUGUGCCCCGAUCAUUUACUUGAGGACAUAACGUACUGUAAUAAUGAGCAGGAGGUGCAGGCCGUUCAACACGGAGAAAACAACAACUGGCUCGAGGAAUCUUCGUUCUACAUUAGCAUGGGAAUCGGAUUCAAUACAGGUUUCUGGGUAUUUUGGGCUACUCUAAUGCGGAAAAAGUCUUGGAGACAUGCCUAUAUGAGGUGCCUGGAAAACAUGGGCAACAAUAUUUAUGUAUUUGCUGCUACCAGAUUGAAAAUUAACUAGCAGCAAUAAAGGUGAGCAAGGGAAACCAUCAAAAAGGUUGAAGUUUGUCCAAAUCGAGCUACUCCUUUUACCUUCCUGUAUCUUUUCUUAUAUUUGGUUUUGUAAAAUCUUCUUACUUAUUAUGUUUUUGUGUAUGCUUAGUUGCAUAUUUUCUUUUACGUUCUUCAUUUUCUUUUAUAAUA